This is a messenger RNA of Pectinophora gossypiella (pink bollworm), 1623 nucleotides long. RefSeq names its product probable palmitoyltransferase ZDHHC24. The coding region runs from base 267 to 1109 and encodes 280 amino acids. The record is from RefSeq and is a predicted model, not a curated record. Gene Ontology annotation, molecular function: palmitoyltransferase activity. NCBI's taxonomy places the organism in Eukaryota, Metazoa, Arthropoda, Insecta, Lepidoptera, Gelechiidae. The transcript has 2 exons.
CAUGCAAUUUAUGCAAAACCAAAAUAUUUUUGUGUUUUAUCGUUCUUUUCAUAAAAAUGAGUCAAUAAAGAAAUUAAUAAUUUAGUUAAACUGGUGUUUUUCGAUAGCGAUAGUCAUUUCUAUCUGAUGGAAAUACACACUACAGUAAAAACUAUAUAUAUUAAGGAUCAAAAUAUUUGAUAUCUAUUACACAGCUUAUUUUGUAUAUUUUCAGUCCUGUCACUCUCGGGUGAACACUGUUACUGAAACAGCGGAAGCUUGCCAAAAUGAUCAUAAAAGUAAAUUCUGUGAAAAACAGACAUUUGAAAAGGGUUUUGGAACACAGCGUUUACAUUGCAAUAGUAGUGGUAUUAAUUCCAGGUUUAUUUUACUUUGAAGUUUUUAUUGUGUUACCUUCAGUUGUUGAAGAAUGGACCAGAGAAUAUUGUAUACAUGUAUCUUGUGCUAUGUUCUUGUUAUUUAAUAUUAUUGGGAACCUCAUAUAUGGAGUAUUUACAGACACUAGCAUAAAAGGAAAAUUUUUAAGGUCUAAUAAUGAUCGCGAUUGGUCACUGUGUGCCGUGUGUGAGUGUUACAGACCUCCAAGAGCCUGGCAUUGUGAGAUGUGUAAUAUUUGUGUCCUAAAGAGAGACCAUCACUGUAGUUUUUUUGCUUGUUGUGUUGGUUACUUUAACCAUAGGUACUUCAUGUUAUUUACAAUGUAUGUCUUUAUUGCAAUGUUAUAUGCUAUUUAUUUUAACAUUAUGUAUCUGUCACAAUUCGUAAGUUGGAAUCAUGGUCUAGUCCUCAUGAAAUUCAUAUUCCCAAUUGCUAGUUUCUUUAUUGAUUUUGGUGAUGAAACGCUCUAUGUACUUGUAUUAGUAAUAAAUUUGAUAAUUGCAGCCUUCACAGGCUUUCUAUUUUUUUAUCACUUAAGAAAUGUAAUAAGAGGUAAAACAGUGCCUGAAGCUAAACACUGCAAAAAAGACUUUUUAUAUGAUAAAGGCUGGAAACUUAAUAUAAUUGAGGUGUUUGGUGAGAGGUGGUACUUAACAUGGAUUCUACCAUUUAUUAGAAGCCCUCUACCAGGCAAUGGUAUAGAAUGGAAUGUUGAAGAUAAAUACAAAUAAGAUGAAGUCAGUACAAAUUUUACAUUUUGUAUUUUAUCUACUUAAUUGUUACUUUAAAAUAUGAUAAUUUCUAGUGAUAUAAAGUGUUCGUGGUUUAACAGUAUUGUAUAGGAAAAAAUGUUGAUUUACACUUACUAGUCUUAAAAUUAUAUUUGUAUUCAAGGUUUAUAUCACUGUAACAAAUUAAAAUUAUUCUAAAAAUAUACUAUUUACAAAUUAAUAUUAUAACCACAUGUCAUGAUAACUAUUGUCUCUCUGGAAUGUUAGUGUUUGGCAAUAUUUGUGAUAGGUAUCUACUGCGUAUCCUGUCAGACUGGGCCUGUGCAGGGUCCCUUUGGGAAUCUGUCAAGGAUUCUGAUGGCCUUCUUGAGUCUGAUUCAUCAUGGUCUGUGCAGUCUUCAUUGUCCAAUAAGGUUGCAGUUUCGUCACAGUUCACCGUCCUGAAAUUUUAUUAAUAUUAUAAUAUGUAACACAAUGUCCACAUGUAAGAUAUUAUUAAAAAAUACAAAAAAUA